AUGUCAACGGCUAAAUGCGUGUUUGUGACCGUUGGUUCGACGAAAUUCGAUGACCUUGCGCAUAGUGUCUUAUCGACAACUGUUCUGGAAGCACUUCAUGCUCGUCAAUUUCGAAAGAUGGUCCUCCAAUGUGGGAAUAGCGACGUGAAGGAAUAUGUUCGGGGUUCAACGAUAGGAGAUCAUCAAUGGCGCUGGAACGACGAAACAACGAACAUCGAGGUUUCAGUCUGGAGGUUCAACCCAGAGCUGAGCAAAUACUUUCGGGAAGCAGAUCUGGUAAUAAGCCAUGCAGGCUCGGGAACGAUCCUUGAAGUGCUAAGGCUUCCAAAACCGCUGAUAGUGGUGCCCAACGAGACAUUACUAGACAACCAUCAGGUAGAGCUUGCGGACGCUCUCAGCGAGCUCGGUCACUUGUUCUCAGCGACUCCUAGGACGCUCCCCAAAGCUAUAGCAGCUUACGAUGAAUCCGUGUUGAAAGAGUUUCCUCAGUUUGAUGGUAGCAAAUUCAGUGCUAUAAUGGACGAAGAAAUGGGUUUUGCCUAG
Messenger RNA from Rhizoctonia solani, 543 nucleotides. RefSeq names its product glycoside hydrolase family 28 protein. The record is from RefSeq and is a predicted model, not a curated record. Gene Ontology annotation, biological process: dolichol-linked oligosaccharide biosynthetic process. The coding region runs from base 1 to 543 and encodes 180 amino acids. The transcript is spliced from 3 exons. Gene Ontology annotation, cellular component: extrinsic component of endoplasmic reticulum membrane; UDP-N-acetylglucosamine transferase complex. Gene Ontology annotation, molecular function: hexosyltransferase activity. NCBI's taxonomy places the organism in Eukaryota, Fungi, Basidiomycota, Agaricomycetes, Cantharellales, Ceratobasidiaceae.